AUGAAGCCUGUUCAUGAGCAUGAAUCAACACUGCUCAACCCGGGAGCCGAGUAUGGCAAUUUGCCAUUCCACCAAUUUGUCCUACCAUACUGGAGAAUGUGCAGUCCCACGGAUAGUCCUCCUCCCGAUGCGCCAUAUCUGCCACCGCAAUCGCGAGUUCAGCGUAUAUUGGCUCCCCACCAGACGAUCACCGAGCGCAAUCUAACCCAGAAAUUCCUGAGCCGUGUCCCUUACCCAAUCUGGAUCCGUACUUGUUAUGCGGUUAAACUCGACACUGCUUACCAGGAAAUGUUCGAGUGCGGUCAAGCAGACUUUGGGCCGGAGAUUGUUCUUGACGACGAGAGUCUUUAUGGUCAAUAUGGGCACGACUGGACAAGGGUUUUCCUGCGUCUACCUCAACUCAUAGACACUGUCGUCCAUUACAACGAUGGGCACCCGGAGAAUGACGAAAGCCAGCUUGCAGUCUCACCACCAAACGAUGAGGCGAGACUGCCGUUGUACAACGCAGUCAUGAAGUCCAAAUCUAUUCACUUCCUUUUUGACGAGGAGGCACUGCAAGAAAAAUUGGUCAAGGUGCACUUUCUCGACAUUCAUGGACAGUCGGUUUGGUACAAAAAAAUCAGGCCAGAGCACAUCCGAGAUUUUGAAGCAAGUCCUAGCGGAGGCCAUCUGUCAGGGCACCUCGAGAACUGCGGGGGUGAUCCCUCUUCAUCACAUCCACGAACGUUACUGUAUGCUGAGGGAUGGAACAUCGUUCCGAUAAUUCGUGUACAGAGAACAACCCUAUGA
This is a messenger RNA of Bipolaris zeicola 26-R-13, 789 nucleotides long. RefSeq lists its product as uncharacterized. The transcript has 2 exons. The record is from RefSeq and is a predicted model, not a curated record. Bases 1 to 789 code for a protein of 262 amino acids. Lineage: Eukaryota; Fungi; Ascomycota; Dothideomycetes; Pleosporales; Pleosporaceae.